CUAACUUUCACCAGUGAACUUACUCCUUACUCUUUUUGAAGAGGCUUUUACCAAUUGAACGAAAUACUUGUCACAACUAUAUGGAAUUCAUUUCUGUUUCAUAUGUUUUGUGACAAAAUAGUGUGCUGUCUUCAGUGUCCUGUUGCCAUGGUUAUAUUGUUGUUAACCAAUCAGCGCUCCUUGCAGACGUCGUGUCGAAAGCAAUAAAAAUGGAUGAACUGGAGGCUGAAAGUAAACCAGGAAAAUAUCCGAAUUUAGAUGAUAUUAUCGUGGAAGAAGAUGGACCAACAUUACUGCUGCCAUGUAUUGUUUGCAACAAGACUUUUAAACCAGAAGUACUGCAGAGGCAUUCCAAAGUGUGCGAGAAGAAUACUCACAAGAGACGCAAAACAUUUGAUUCAUUUAAGCAAAGGGUACAAGGCACUGAUCUGGCAGAAUUCUUGCCAUAUUCCACUCUUCAAAAGAGGCCAUCAGUCAGUGAAAAGACCACAAGUCCCCUAAAAGCCUCCAGCCAUUGGAAAGAAAAUCAUGAAGCCUUUGUAAAUGCAAUCAGAGCUGCUCGAGGUGAAGGCCCCGACGCUGCAGGGGGUAGUGGUGAUUCUCGCUCUGUACUUCGCCCGCCAGAUCAUGAGCAAUGCCCUUACUGCGAGAGACACUUUGGUAAGAAGGCAUUUGACCGUCAUCAAGAAUGGUGUAGAGAGCAGCAUUCAAGACACCCUCCAAUCAUUGCAAGCUCACAAGCCAAGGAACGUUUGGAAGCCCGUAUCAAGUACCGAGCUCCCCCUAUCAAGUCCAAAAGAGCUAUAACUAGAGAGAAGUAUUCACCACUGGUGCAGCGCAAAGCACGAAAUCCUAGCCCUAGCAACGCCUCGAAUUACAGCUACAGCACUGCAGGAAGUGCAACUUCCAGUGCUGGUAGCACCAGGCAUUCUCCUCAAUCUCAACAGGAGCAAUCUAAUCGCUUGAGUAGAAGUGGAAAUUCUCUCUCUGGACGGUCUCAAGUUAAAGAUACAGCAAGCACUGCAAGCACACUUGGAUUUAAUCGUGGCAACGCUGGUAGAUCAAGUUUACGAACAUCUCAAAGAUCUUCAAAUAGACCUACUUCACCUACUAAGCGUCUACCUGGAGGGACUAAAUUGCCUGCUUCACCUUCCCAGAGGCCAUCCCCCGAUGAGUCUAGGGUUGGAAGCACUAACAGAGAGGACAUGACAGUAACUUCAACCAGUUUGAAAAAGUUACAAUCAAGAAACCAAUUGACCAAACAGCACGAUGCUCGAGUAUCGGAGACACCAAUUGCUAAACCACUGAAAAAGCACAAUCAGCCUUCUCCUCCUGCACUUAAUUUGCAAACUCUUCAAAUCGAAGUACAACCCAAAGAGGCCAAAGAAAAUGUCCACCACAGCAAGACUAAAAAUGAGCAUCUCUGGCGGACUCUAUUAGGUGGACACAUUCUUCCCAAUAUGUACAGCCUCAAAUUGAGUGUAGGUGGUAAAAGGAUUGGAAGCCAACAAGAGGAGCCCUAUGACCCCUAUGCCUCAGCUGAACGCCAGAUGAUGGAGCUGUUACGCAGUGACAGUGCUUGUAACAUUAACCAGAAGCUGAAAUCGCCUUCCCCUGCCCCAUCUCUCUCUCCUAUGCCAUCCCCCACUCUCUCUCCUAAACCAUCUUCCCUGGAAACCUCUCCAACAUCUGCCUUCACUCGUUAUGCUAAAGAAUUAGAGGCUGAAAACCAAAGUCCAGUGAACAGCUCUGUCAAUGCACCAGAGACGGAAACUGUAGAAAAGUCUUGUGAUGGAAGCAAAGUUGUGCUUUCCAAAAAGGAAGCUAAAUCAGCCAGUGAAAUGACUGAGAAAGCAAAACCGUUUGAGUCACCGCGGCUACAACAGGUAGCGCAACCUAAUGUGAAGAGUCCCAAAGGCUUGGGCCAGGCUGGCCAGGUGCCUCAUCCUGCUCCGCAACCUCCUCCUAGAUUGAACAAAAGGUCAAGUUCCUUACCACAAUCCAAUAACUAUGAUGACCUAAUUGUUUCCGGAAUUGGCACCACACGCCCUCAGUUACAGUCAGGCCCUUUGUUAGAUUUUGCUGCAGAGGAUUUUAACAGCACCAAAAGUCAUGAUUUAAAUGAGCGACCUAAAACGUAUGAUAUUGAUAAAAAGUCUGCAAAAGACAGUCUUGAAACUAGUGGCUGGUUGAAUGCCUGUGAGCAACUUGAAUCUGUAGGAAAUGAUUUUCCUCCUGCUGCUGAAUCUUCUCAUGGGGUAAAAGUAGAAAUUUUGAAUCUUGAUAAUAAAGAUGACAGGAAAGCUAGGCAUGAAACAAGGGAGAGCCGUGAAAUAAGGGAAAUUACAGAGAAAGAAUCAGAUACAUCUGAAAUAGAUAAUUUACUGGAAGAGGUUGUCAGGAUGCAACAUUCUGUUUCCAUGCUUUCUGAUGCAGAUCCUGUUAAUGUUAGGGAUUCUCCCAGUUUAUCAACAAAUCCGUCAUCAGCGCGAAGUCGGCGAAAUCGAGCGGGAAAGAUGCACAUAGAAGACUUUCUGUUCCCUGCAGAGCUUCUUGAAAGGGAAAACAACAAUUUUAGAACUUCGAUGGACUCUUCAGCACGGUCAAAUUCUGUGUUUGGAUCAACCAAAUCUAGGAAGUCCUCUGCUAAAGGCCGCAGAUUAAUAGAAGAAAUGCUUUUUCCUCCUGGCAUUGACUUUAAUGCAAAUUCUGAUAGUAAUGAAGAUGGUGAUGUCGUAGUGUCGGCUAAUGCUUUAACUGUUUCGUACCCUGAAGAAUUCAUGUCAAAGAUGGACGCAUUCAUGUCUCAGUACCCUACUUCUCCUGUAUCACUUACCUCUAAAGCUCCCAAUAGUUCUGAUCAUAACGAUGGCCUACCCCGUCCCAAACCCAUGUCCCUUUCUACCCACAGCUCCACCAGAAAUGGUUGUAAUGAAGGAAUUGAAAUCGAUGCCUCCUCUACUCCUAUGAGUCCAAUGCAGGCCACAAACCAAAGUCGACAGUCAAAUAGCAGCCGAUUGAGUGCAGAUAGUGCCUACAGCAGUUUGAACCGCAGGUCACCUGUGCCUCAGGCCAGACGACAAUUCCCAGUAGGAAUGCAGGAUGUUCGACAUGGUGCUGAGAGCCCCCAAUCUAUGCUCUCUCAGUCACUGACGCAGUCUCUUGUUCUGAGCUCUAGUGGUUCGGAAUCCUCGCUCCCACCACUGUCUAACCAUCUCUCAAAGCGAGGAGUUAGGAGUAAGGACUGCGACACUCCCUCAUCUGAUAUUGUAAGUGCAACCACUCCACUCCUUCCAAAACUAUCCAAGUUUUGCCACCAAUGUGGCACCAAAUUUCUUGUAUCUCUUGCAAAAUUUUGUCAUGAGUGUGGAGCAGCUCGCCUCGAGAUUUGUUGAUCCCUUUGUAUUUGUGAAUCAAUGGUUUUUGAAAAGUAUUGUCAUUUUAAAAACAUGUUUUAUCACACUUUUAUGCAGUAUUUUUUUAAUCAGUAUAAUUUAAAUUACUGUUGAAAAGUCUGUAAAACUACCAAGGUUUUGAUUAUAAAAUUUUGACUAAGAUCUUACAAGAUUGAUGGUUUAGAUGUAGAUUCCAAGGUCACAAAUAAACUAGAAGUACUAAUUUUAGCUAACAAUUCAUAAAAUUUGUGUGGAAUCAUGGAGGAUCCUUUGAUUGUCUAAAAGCCUUUGCAUUUAUUAUUGUACUAAAUUUAAUUGAAACUUGUGGGCCAGAUUUUGCCUAGAAUUAUUGCAAUUGUCAUAGUAUGUCAUUCCAGCUUCACAUUGCGACAGCUUUGAUGAACUCUUGCUGUCAUCUUUCUUGCCCAUAUUCAUUUACUUUUGUUUGAUGACACAGUGAUAAUUGUCUUUAUUUGAUAACUUUUGUCUUUACCAAUUGGACCUUACUUUUUAAAAUUAGUAUUUAAUGCAGUAUUAGUGACAAGUCCAAUCAACCCAUUCCCUCCUUGAGAUUUACUGGUACCCAUACUUCCAGUUGUUCUUGAGCAGUGUGUUAUAUUUCUAACCAUGCUCUGAAGAAACUUUUUUAUAUGAUAAUGUUAAGAGUUAUUGGAGUUUUUGUUAAAAUAUUUUCUACUCAAACAUUUCAAUUUUGAUUUACUAAAUAAUAAGUUUAACAUGUACCAACAUUAAUGAUGAAUCUAAUUAUUCUGUGUCUUACUCACCCAUGUUAGAUUUUAAGGUUUUUGUUUUGUUUUUCUCCCCUCUUUUCUUAACUGUUGUUAAUACAUCAGUCAUUAAUGACUUACCAGUAGUUGUGUUUUUCAAUUGAAACAAGUUUUCAUGCAGGGACCAAAUGAAAAGGCCAGUGCAAUACUUAAAAAAGCUGGUUUGUACUGGUUGUAUAUCAUAUGAUCUGUGAAUUCCUUCAAUGUAGCACGCACAGUAUUUUCAAGGAUUCCAAUCAAAUCUCAGACUGUAUACUCUCUUGUUAGAAAGACUGAUCAGUAGGCAGUUCCCUUCUACAUGCCGUGUUUUGAGGCAUGCUCUUUUUUCUUUUGUUUCUCUUUGGUGUGUCACUGGAGAGACACUUUUCCUCCUGUGCUUGUUUUGCAUUUCUUCCCCUCUUUAUUUUCCUGCUUUUGCAGUACGUAGUCUUUUUCAAAUGCUGCUAGGUUGCAGGCUGUUAUGACUGUGUGCAGCACUGACUUGUGAAGUAAACAUUACGUUGUUAAUCGAUAUGAAGUGUUGUUUAAGUCUAAAUCCUUUGUAAUUUUAAUUUAAUUUAUCUAAUCCCAAUUUUGUUGUUGUUGAAGUAUUAACUUCAGGCUUUAAUAUUUUUUAUCAUUGUACUUAACAAACUGAAUCAAGUGAUGUUUAAUCUGGUCUUAUUUUUUAGAAUUCUUUCUGUUUUGUUAGUUUACUCUUUGUCAUAACAAAUUAGUCAUCUUAUUCUGUCAGGUUCCUGGUUCUGGUGACAAAAUUAAAAUUGUAAGAAUUUUUCUCUAGUCCGAAAGCAUAUGGCAGUACUUAACUGAGUGUCCGAUCAAAUUGUAAGGAAAAUGAUAUUGUAGUGAACAAAAAUCACUACAUGUUUCUUUGUUCCGUGUAAUAGUUGAGCUGUUUGAUAGCCAUUGUUAUCAAUUUCUCUCUUUCCUCUUCUUUUAACUUAAAACUUAUGUAUUUCUCAAAUUAGAUUUUAUAUGGUUAGUGCAUGAUCUAACACAGUAUUAUGUUACAUUGUUUCCUUUAUCAUCGUUUACUUGUUUUUAUACAAUGAAACUCAACAGACUUUGCAUAUAAUCUUUGUUACUUGUUCGUAGUUGUCCAUUGUGAGGGCCGUAAUUGAUAAUUGCUCAUGCAUUGAGGCAGAUGUAUUGAAUUUCUAAUGAGGUAAUGCUAACCUGUGAUUCCUUUCCCCAAUAUAUUUCAGAUUUUUCGUUUGAAGCACAGAUCCUAAUGAUUGUCUUCAAUCAUCAAGAAAUUUCUGAUUUAGGGUAAGGGCCUGUACAUUGACCUAAUUUGACUUACCAAAAAAGGGAAUAUUAGAUGGACACAUGAUGCUUUUGUCAUGUGUCUCUCAGUACAUUAAGUGCUCUUUAAUGAAAUUUGCUGUUUUUGUUCCUGUUACAUAAUUUAUGUUCCAGGACGUAAAGUGAUAAUGUUUUAGAUGUGAUUUUUGCUCUUGACGUACUUUUUAAAAGCAAGACUCCAUUCACACCUUUACUAUUCCGUCCUCCUUAGUGCCUUUGGUGUGGCAUCUUUUUCUUGGACUGAUGCUGUGAGCCUUUUCUCCACAAACACUUAUUAAAAAAUUCCAUCCCUUGGCCUUUUCUUCUUAUUUUGCUUUCUGAAAUAUUGGGUGAAACAUCAUCAGUCUUUAUUUUUAUAGUGGAAGUCUGUCCUGUGUUAAGGUUCAGUCUAGUCGACAUUUGAUGCUGCAAUCCUAUCUUAUUUCUCUCAUUUAACAGGGGACCCAAGUGAAUUAUUAUUUUUAACUAAACAACUUGCAGUGUUUGUGUUUUUUAGAAAUUAAUAAAUUGCUUAACCCA
Thrips palmi is the source of this 6007-nucleotide messenger RNA. RefSeq lists its product as uncharacterized. Lineage: Eukaryota; Metazoa; Arthropoda; Insecta; Thysanoptera; Thripidae. The coding region runs from base 210 to 3395 and encodes 1061 amino acids. The transcript has 9 exons. The record is from RefSeq and is a predicted model, not a curated record.